GUUCCUGGCGGUGAGGACAAGGCUUCUGGCGGUGAGGAUAAGGUCCCUAACGGUGACGACAAGGUUCGUGACGGUGAGGACAAGGUUCCUGGUGGUGAGGACAAGGUCCUAACGGUGAAAACAAGGGUUCCUGGCGGUGAGGACCACGUUCCUGGCGGUGAGGACCAGGUUCCUGGCGGUGAGGACAAGGUUCCCGGCGGUGAGGAGAAGGUUCCUGGCGGUGAGGACUAGGUUCCUGACGGUGAGGACAAGAUUCCUGGCGGUGAGAACAAGGUUCCUGGCUGUGAGAACAAGGUUCCUGGCAGUGAUAACGAGGUUCGUGACGGUGAGAACAAUGUUCCUGGCGGUGAGGAGAAGGUCCUGACUGUGAGGACGAGGUUCCUGGCGGUGAAGACCAGGUUCCUGGUGGUGAGGACAACGUUCCUGGCGGUGAGGACAAGGUUCCUGGCAGUGAGAACAAGGUUCUUGGCGGUGAGGACAAGGUUCCCGGCGGUGAGGACAAGGUUAGUGCCGGUGAGGACAAGGUUCCUGCCGGUGAGGACAAUGUUCCUGGCGGUGAGGACAAGGUUGCUGGCGGUGAGGACAAGGUUGCUGGCGGUGAGGACAAGGUGCCUGGCGGUGAGGAUAAGUUCCUGGCGGUGAGGACAAGGUUCCUGGCAGUGAGGAGAAGGUUCCUGGCGGUGAGGACAAGGUUCCUGCCGGUGAGGACAAUGUUCCUGGCGGUGAGGACAAGGUUACUGGCGGUGAGUACAAGGUUCCUGGCGGUGAGGACAAGGUUGCUGGCGGUGAGGACAAGGUUCCUGGCGGUAAGGACAAGGUUCCUGGCGGUGAGGACAAGGUUGCUGAGGGUGAGGACAAUGUUCCUGACGGUGAGGAGGUUCCUGGUGUUGAGGACAAGGUUCCUGGCUGUGAGGACAAGGUUCCUGACGGUGCGGACAAGGUCCUUGACGGUGAGGACCAGGUUCCUGGCGGUGAGGACUAGGUUCCUGGGGGUGAGGACAAGGUUCCUGGCGGUGAGGAUAAGGUUCAUGGGGGUGAGGACAAGGUUCCUGGCGGUGAGGAUAAGGUUCAUGACGGUGAGGACAAGGUUCGUGACUGUGAGGACAAGGUUCAUGGCGGUGAGGACAAGGUCCUGACGGUGAGGACAAGGGUUCCUGGCGGUGAGGACAAGGUUGCUGACGGUGAGGACAAGGUUCCUGACAGUGAGGACAAGGUUCCUGGCGGUGAGGACAAGGUUGCUGGCGGUGAGGACAAGGUUGCUGGCGGUGAGGACAAGGUUCCUGACGGUGAGGACAAGGUUCCUGACGGUGAGAACAAGGUUCCUGACAGUGAGGACCAGGUUCCUGGCGGUGAGGACUAGGUUCCUCAAGGUGAGGACAAGGUUCCUGGCGGUGAGGACAAGGUUCCUGACAGUGAGGACAAGGUUCCUGGCGGUGAGGACAAGGUUGCUGGCGGUGAGGACAAGGUUGCUGGCGGUGAGGACAAGGUUCCUGACGGUGAGGACAAGGUUCCUGACGGUGAGAACAAGGUUCCUGACAGUGAGGACAAGAUUCCUGGGAGUGAGAACAAGAUUCCUGGCAGUGAGAACAAGGUUCCUGGCUGA
Molecule: messenger RNA, 1603 nt
Organism: Paramuricea clavata
Lineage: Eukaryota; Metazoa; Cnidaria; Anthozoa; Malacalcyonacea; Plexauridae
Source: the annotation of a GenBank genome assembly